AAUUACUGUCACCUCCUUGCCACGAUGACAAUAGAGCAGAAGCAGCAGCAGCACGACACGAUCGUAUUUUAAAGGAAGGACAACAGGAGGGAGCAGGAUUGAGUACUUUUGUUCUUUGGCGCAUACGGGUCUCGUGCGGAUCGUGAAGAGUUUGAGGAUCUGCGCGAUGGAGAAGAAGCGAAGUCCGAUGCCGGUCAAGGUGACCCUGAAGACGAAGCACAGUCAGACGGCGACCAGCGACAGCGAUGCGAGUGCAGAAACGAACAGUCUGAGCGCCGACAGCGCAGAAUUAACGCAGCAACCCAACCAUCCGCCGAAACCGCCGGCAAGGAAGAAGGGACGUCGCAGAAGCUCCGAAUGGGAGAUCAUGGAGGGCUUGAAAGAUGGUCAAAAGUACGAGAACAAACCCACUUCGUACAGCGGAUAUUUGCACAAGAAGCGUAAAUGGCCUUUGAAGGGAUGGCAUAAGAGAUACUUCCUGUUGGAUAAAGGGAUUUUGCUGUAUGGUAAAGGACCUGCAGAGCUGACGAAGGGCAAGGUUCACGGUUCAGUGGACAUCGGUCUCUCGGUGAUUUCCAGCAAGGCGACGCGCAGACGACUCGAUAUCGACGCCGAAGAGUUCAUUUACCAUUUGAAAGCUAAAACAGAGGAGGGCUUCAAUGCUUGGCUGGAUCAGCUCACAGUUCACAGGCUGUAUCGUCAGCACGUUUUAAAUUACGGCACAAAAGUAAUUAGUCAUCUCAACACCACAACGGAAGACACUAGAAAGAUGCCCCUGACGCCGGAAAUAAUGAGCAGGGACGGCAGUUUGACGAGGGGUCUGAAAUUGGGAGGUGGCGGAGCAAGAUUGGCAAAUUGGCUGUUGGAUUCCGGUGGGCCGAUCGAGCAAGCUCAAAGAGAAUCUGCUUUAAUCGAGCUGAAUUUAACGCAGCUGACGAGACUGCUCAACGCGAUUGAAUCUCAGGGUUGCAUGGUCAACUCCGCUUACGGUGAGACCGAGUCAUUGGGAGAGGGUCUCUCGCCUAACGUGAAAAAGGGAAAGAAAUUUGGGCUGAAGAAGAAAAAGUCUUCUAAAGGUGGCAGUGUGGACCUAACCAUGACCUUCAAUAGAGUUUCAAUCAUUGAUCCUGACAAUACGUCGCCUCUGUCUAACAAUUCCACUACAGGCCUGUCCAUUUCGCCAGGCGCAACAGGAAACGGAAGCAGCUUAACAGUUCUCGCCCCGCACGCAAUUAUAACUGGUCCCCAAAGUUUACCCACUGAACAUCACAAUAUGGACAGACAUUCGUACUGCGCUCCCGACAAUCAGACGCGCGAGGAUUUCGUGUUUCUCGCCAAGAACGUUUUGGGCAACUUGAAGGCGGUUGCAUUGAGUUUGUCUAUGGAAAGGGACCGUUUGAAAUCGGCUAUCGAAGCGGAAGCCAAUGUUCAAAGCAUGUCGAUGACUGGCGGUAACAACGGCACGGCGCUCGUAGCUUCGCUGAAAACGUCACUCAAUCAGGCGCUUCAGCAGAACGCUGAUCUGAAGACGCGCCUCAACAAAGUGCACGAGCUCUCAGAUAUAAACGAUCUGUCGUCAUUGGAUCCGGUCUCCGAUACGCAUCGGCCGUUCAAUAACUCGUUGAGUUACAGUAGUUCAUGUGUUAGCGGUAGCGAGUUUUUCGAUGCUGAAGAAAUCGGUGACAAAGCUGAAACGCUUCAUCCCGACGAUAUCGAAGCAGAGAUCAGGACGAGAGGAUCGGAUAGCAGCUCGGAGGCUGGCUCUUUGUCCAGCGGCGAAGGCAGUAUCAGCUCCGAAUCGGAGCUCGGCGGAGAUUACAAUCAAAACAGCAGCUCCGUAGUCAACGAAGGAAACGGCGGACAAGGUUUGACGGGAAGAAGAACUAUUUUACCAGCGCCCAGACCUGGAACCGAAGGAUUAUCACUUUGGAAUCUGCUAUGCAAAAACAUAGGAAAGGAUCUGUCUCAGAUCAGCAUGCCGGUCGCUCUGAACGAACCUCUGAACAUGCUGCAGCGAUUGUGCGAGGAGCUGGAGUAUUCGGAAUUGCUGGACAAAGCGGCGGAGCUGGACGAUCCCUACGAGAGGAUGAUUCAAGUUGCUGCGUUCGCUGUUUCUUCGUACGCGAACAGCUACAGCCGUGCCGGCAACAAACCCUUCAAUCCUCUUCUCGGCGAAACCUACGAAUGCAUCCGAGAGGAUAAAGGAUUUAAAUUCUUAGCAGAACAAGUCUCGCAUCAUCCGCCGAUAAGCGCUUGCCACGCUGAGAGCCGCAACUUCACGUUCUGGCAGGAGGCGCGCAUCAAAACGAAAUUCUGGGGCAAAAGUAUGGAAUUCCAACCAGUCGGUAAAGUGCACGUGCUGCUUCCGAGGACCGGUGAUCUCUACUCGUGGAACAAGGUGACAACUUGCGUUCACAAUUUGUUCAGCGGUCAGCGAUGGGUCGAUCAGUACGGAGAAUUGCACAUCUCCAACGGACGCAUCUCCUGCAAAUUGACAUUCGCCAAGGCUAGUUACUGGUCCGCAAAGCGACAGGAGGUCCUUGGAGCUGUUUACGACGAGAACGGAAAGACGGUUUGCAAUUUGUUCGGUAAAUGGUCGGAAGCGUUGUAUUGCGGCGUCGCGCCAUCUGCGAAAUGCAUCUGGAGGGCAGGAACGAUGCCUCCUGAUCACGAGAGGUACUACGGGUUUACACGUUUCGCGAUGGAAUUGAACGAGUUAGGUCCGGAUUCGCAUCUGCUACCUCCGACAGAUACCAGGUUGAGGCCGGAUCAACGCGCUUUGGAGGAAGGCGAUUUGAACGCAGCUGAGCAACUGAAAUUGCAGCUGGAGUCGCAGCAAAGGGAUCGCAGGAAACACAGAGAGGAAUCUAAAAUCAAUCACGAACCAUUGUGGUUCUCGCAUCGCGCCGAAGAUAAAGACGACGUUUGGGAAUACAACGGAAAGUACUGGGAGGCGAGGAAAAACGGGGCUUAUUCAAAUAUGACGUUCGAAGAGCUAUGGUAGAAAUCGCUUCAUUCGCAUUUCAAAAGCAGUGUAUAUAUUAAAGAAAAUAUAUAUAUAUAUAAAUAUUAUAUGGACUGAGCCAUUUACUCUUAGCACACGGGUAAUGAAAUUGAAUUCAAAAAAAUAAUUGUUUGACUAUAUAAAUUAUAGCGCAUUGGAUUUAAACAACAACAAACAAACAAAAAAAAAGAAGAGAAAAUAACGUACAACAUGUUACUUCUUUCGUUUUCGAAAACAAUCCUAAAAAGAGCGUCCAAUUUUUAAAUACUGUUACUUGAUUGAAGAAGGUGUACUUAAAAAGAACAAAUAUAUAUAUGUAUAGUAGGAUUGUUGUCUAAUAUUAUUUUCAAUUUUGUCUCGUCAUCUAAUUGGAAAAAACGUGUACGUCUACUCUUUCUCUCUCUCAUUCGAUCGUUUAAUUUAACAUUUAGGUAGGAGGAUUGUUUACAUGUGAUUUGUCAAUUGGAAACAUGAUAUUUUUCUUCUUUGUUUUGGCCUAAUAACGAUGAUGAUGGAUGAUGAUGAUGAUUUUUUUUUUGAACGGUGUUUUAGGUUUUUUUUUUUCUAUUUUAAGUUUUACGCCUAAAAAAAAACAACUAUUUGAGGUCAAUAUAAGAUAGUGUUGUAAAUAGAAUAGACGAAAUAAAUAGGCGGUAAAUUAUUUAAGAAAAAUCGAUUAAAAUGAUUGUUUUUUUUAUGGACUCUUCUUUUUAUAUAUAUAUAUAUAAAAAUAUAUUCCUAAGCAGUUUUAUGCGGUGUGGCCGCAGCAGCAGCAGCAGCAGGUCUAUUUAGCCAUUCACUAGUAUAAAUUAUAAUAAUCUUUGUUGAAUCUGUGAUUAUUACCAGUUAUUGUUAAUAAUAAAAUCGGGCUGAUUUUAUGUGUU
Messenger RNA from Nicrophorus vespilloides, 3888 nucleotides. Its product is annotated as oxysterol-binding protein-related protein 3-like. The coding region runs from base 167 to 3004 and encodes 945 amino acids. Gene Ontology annotation, molecular function: cholesterol binding. The transcript is spliced from 9 exons. NCBI's taxonomy places the organism in Eukaryota, Metazoa, Arthropoda, Insecta, Coleoptera, Silphidae. Gene Ontology annotation, cellular component: plasma membrane; intracellular membrane-bounded organelle; perinuclear endoplasmic reticulum. The record is from RefSeq and is a predicted model, not a curated record.